AGUCAUCAAAAACUUGUCAAGGUGAAGGUGGCUUGGUUUUAAAAAUGGAGGGAAACUUUACGAGCCAAGGCCAAAAGUUGAGGACUAGAGUAAUAUUUUACGCAUUUUAGUAAACCUCCUAAAGAGGGGAAAUUCCCUUAUUCCCUCUCUCUAAACUACACAGCAGCAACAGAAGCGAAGCUUGAAUGGCUAUGGUGGGAGACAAGACGAAGAAGAAAUCGACUGCUGUGACUUUGCAACAGUUCAUCUCCAAUAUGACUCCUUUAAUCGAUUUGGAGAAGUUUUCAAAGUAGACAGGGUAGAUGGGCAAAACACUGCUUGAGUUUCAAUCCACCAAAGGAGAUGUUCUUCCUACUCACAAGUUUGGUACCCAUGAUGUAGCUGUAUUAAAACUGAACAAAGCUGAUUCAGAAUCUCCUGCACUUGGGCAAGGUGUAGUUUACCAGCUAAAGGAUUCCUCAAUCACUGUUGCUUUUGAUGACAUCCCAGAAGAAGGUUUGAAUAGUCCCUUGCGUUUAGAAAAAGUGGUCAAUGAGGUGACAUAUUGUAGGAUGAAGGAUGCCUUAAUACAAUUGACUAAAGGUGUACUGAAGGGGCCUGCUGCAGAUCUAGUUCCUGUCUUGUUUGGAGAGAGACUGCUAACAUUUUCAAAGAGGGAUGUUACAUUCUCACCUUUUAACUUUAACCUUGAUCACUCUUGGGUGUUUUCUGGUGCUUUUUUCUUCAAGAAAGAUGGCAUUUCAAAAGCCCUAUCAUCAAAGGAUGUAUUUUUGCUGCAUGGUGCUCCUGGUACUGGGAAAACUACUACAGUAGUGGAAAUUAUCUUACAAGAAGUGAAGGGUGGCUCAAAGAUUCUUGCUUGUGCUGCUUCAAAUAUUGCUGUUGAUAACAUUAUUGAGCGACUUGUUCCCCACAGAGUAAAGUUGGUGAGACUGGGGCAUCCUGCACGUUUACUACCUCAAGUUUUGGACAGUGCACUUGAUGCACAGGUGCUUCGAGGGGAUAAUAGCUCUCUUGCUAAUGACAUCCGGAAGGAAAUUAAGGCUCUUAAUGGGAAGUUAUUGAAAACCAAAGACAGAAAUACGAGGAGAGAUAUCCAGAAAGAGCUUAGGAAUCUUUCCAAAGAAGAGCAGAAAAGGCAGCAGCUAGCUGUGACAGAUGUAAUUAAGGGUGCAGAUGUUUUGUUGACAACUUUGACUGGUGCAUUUUAUCGCAAAGUGGAAAAUAGUUCAUUCAAUUUGGUUAUUAUUGAUGAAGGGUGAAGCUGCUCAGGCACUUGAGAUAGCAUGCUGGAUAGCUAUACUAAAGGUAAUGAUACACUGAAAAUACUUAUAAAUCACUUCUGCCAAACACAAUCACAGGCGCACACAGUCACUUGUUCAAGAUCUGGGUGCAAAUAUUAUUCUCAACCACAUUCACAUGGUUUUUCUUCCUCUCUUAAUAACAUGGUUUGGUGUGGAAACUAUUCUCUUACAUAUAUGCAUUCUCACAUUCUGUUUCGAGUUUAGAAUGGAAAAUUGAAACUAAUUGAACUCCAGUGGAGGAAAAUUGACU
Molecule: messenger RNA, 1554 nt
Organism: Rubroshorea leprosula
Lineage: Eukaryota; Viridiplantae; Streptophyta; Magnoliopsida; Malvales; Dipterocarpaceae
Source: the annotation of a GenBank genome assembly